GGGGUCAGCCCACAAGAUGGCGGCGGCAGUGACCUUCUGCCGGCUGCUGGGCCGGAGCGGCACGGCGGCGCUGAACCUGCCCCGGGGCGCCAGGUGUUUGGCGGUGCGGACGUCGCCGACCGGGGAGAAGAUUACGCACACCGGGCAGGUCUAUGAUGAUAAAGACUAUAGGAAAAUUCGGUUUGUGGGUCGUCAGAAAGAGGUGAAUGAAAACUUUGCCAUUGAUUUGAUAGCUGAGCAGCCCGUGAGUGAAGUUGGAGAUCGUGUGAUCGCGUGUGACGGCGGCGGGGGGGCUCUUGGCCACCCGAAAGUGUACAUAAACCUGGUACUGUGUCACCUGUCCUUGCUGCCCUAGUCUAAGCUGUCCCGUUCCGUGUGGCCCUUGCAGUGCUGGUUCUGACCUUCCCUACAGACCGCGCAGACAAGGAAACAAAGACGGGGACGUGUGGCUACUGUGGACUGCAGUUCAGACAUCAUCAUCACUAGCAUGACGUGCGUCGUGGUCCCGGGGGCCAUGCGUACGGGCCGCUCGGCAUGAACAUACAACAGAGCCUCUUGCUGGGGCCGAAUAAACGG
This is a messenger RNA of Odobenus rosmarus divergens (Pacific walrus), 576 nucleotides long. It is a transcript of the gene NDUFS6, whose product is annotated as NADH dehydrogenase (ubiquinone) Fe-S protein 6, 13kDa (NADH-coenzyme Q reductase). The record is from RefSeq and is a predicted model, not a curated record. Lineage: Eukaryota; Metazoa; Chordata; Mammalia; Carnivora; Odobenidae. The transcript is spliced from 4 exons. Gene Ontology annotation, biological process: mitochondrial electron transport, NADH to ubiquinone. Bases 17 to 355 code for a protein of 112 amino acids.